AUGGAAACCUCGAAUAGUAGUUUUCAGAAAGUUGGGAGUCAACGUGAUGCAAGAAGCACAACUGUGGUUGGUUAUGACGAGGAUGCAAGGAUUCUAAUCGAGAAACUUAAGGGAGGGAGGAAGCAGCUUCAGUUUAUCUCAGUUUUUGGCAUGGCUGGACUAGGUAAGACUACUUUGGUCAGAAAAGUCUUUACUGAACCUUUAAUUGAAUAUCACUUCCACGUUCGCGCCUGGACAACUGUUACUCAAGAGCCUAAAAAGAGAGAUCUCCUGCUUGGCAUCUUAAAAUCAGGUUUUGAUGUUGAUAAUAAGAAUGAGAGUGACAUGGAAUUAAGAGCAACCUUGAAAAGGAGGCUAAGCGGUCAGAGAUAUCUUGUUGUCAUGGACGACAUAUGGGAUAGUAAGGACUGGAACGACCUGAUGUUGUGUUUUCCAGAUGACAAUCUCGGAAGUAGAAUAGUAUUCACAUCUCGACUUGCAGACGUGCCAUUUAAAGUUCAUCCUGGGUGCUACAAGUAUCCUUUGCGGUUCUUAAGUCACGAAGAAAGCUGGAAUUUACUCAGGUACAGGGUGUUUCUUGAAGACAGUUGUCCAACAUCUUUGAUUAAGAUUGGACAAGAGAUUGCUAGAAAUUGCAAGGGGCUACCACUUUCACUUGUUGUGAUGGCCGGAAUCCUUGCAAGUGACCAGACAGCAAACUGGUGGAAUCAAGUUGGCGAAGAUACGAGUUCUAAUGUAAGUAAUGCCCCAGAACAGCACAUGAAGACUGUAGAACUCAGCUAUAAACAUUUGCCAAAUCAUCUCAAACCAUGUUUCCUCUACUUCGCAGCCUUCCCAGAGGAUUAUGAAAUACCUGCAUGGAAGUUAAUUUUGUUAUGGAUGGCUGAGGGACUCAUCAAAACUACCCAAACAACAGAAAAGUUUCCGGAAGAUGAGGAAAACAGUUUGGAAAAGGUAGCAGCAGGUUACUUGAACAAUCUGAUCUCUAGAAGUCUGGUAAUGGUUUCCAAAACCGGGUCUAAUGGUGGAAUCAAAGCGUGUAUCGUUCAUGAUGUGUUGCGUGAUUUUUGCAUUCAAAGAGCAAGCAAGGCAAAUUUUUUACAGCAACUUCCAAGAUACCAACUACAUGUUUCUAAUACUCCUACCAAAAGCACGGUCAAGAGAGUAUACUCUGGAUCUGACAGUGAGAAGAAUUUCAUAUUGGAACUUACAAGGUACUUUCAACUUGAAAAUUUAUUUUCACCAUAUGAAACUUUAUUAAAUAAAUCUACAGAUUCCCUAAAGGUUAAUACAAUAUUGUGCUGCAAUGCAUCACUGUCCUUUUACGCUGAUUGCUAUGAUUUUUACGCUCUCGGGGCAUUCAGAGUUCUAAGGGUUCUAGAUUUAUCAGGUACUGGGUUAUCUAAUGUUCCCCAUGUAAUGGUAUCUCUACUUACAUUAAGAUAUGUUGCACUUUGCAUUAAGCCUGUCGAUGACCACAGAGGUUUCGUCGAUCUCAGUUUACCCAAUUCAAUGAAUAGUCUUAUUUUUCUAGAGACCCUUAUUGUACAUAACAGAAAAGAAAAUGGGAUUCAUGUACCUUAUGAAACAUGGAUGUUGAAUAGGCUAAAACACCUUAUCCUAAGAGGGAACAUAGUUCACCAAGAUAUUCCAGAUUCACAAAUGCACUGUCUUUCAAACUUGAAAACUGUUUCAACCCAGAUUCCUCUUGACCAGUGUAAGAAAAUCUUAGAAUAUACUCCAAAUCUUCGGAAGUUGGGGAUCAGAGCAGCACUCUAUCUAUCCUCCACCAAGUUGAGGAUUCCAAAUCUCGACAAACUUCAGCAUUUAGAAAAUCUGAGUUUGCAAAAUGAUUUGAACCCGGGCUAUGAUUUAACGGACAAUCUAUUACAUAGGGAGUUGACCAGUCCAUUCAUGUUUCCUGCAACCCUCAAGAAGCUUACACUAGUAUGUACCUUCUUGAAAUGGGAUGAAAUGGAACAAAUUGGAAUGCUACCCAACCUUGAAGUUCUCAAAUUGCAGUGUGAGGCAUUCCGCGGGGAAAAGUGGGAAACGACCGAUGGCGGGUUCUGUAGGCUCAAGCACUUGGCAUUUAAGUUCAUCAAAUUUGUUCAAUGGAGUGCCUACAGUGAGCAAUUUCCGAACCUUCAGCACUUGAAGAUGGAUGAAUGUACACAACUUGAGGAGAUUCCAAUUGGUAUUGGAGAUAUAUACACUCUCGAGAGGAUUGAGAUAAGGAAUUGCAACUAUGCUGUUGUCCAGUCUGCACAUAAAAUUAUAGAAGAUCAGUUAAACAAAGGAAAUGAUUUCUUGAAGAUAUCAGUAUUUCAAGAAAUCGUAACAGAGUGAAGAGUGUUUAUCAUCAACCCCAUCCAUGUGAUACUUGUGCUGCUAGCCAGCUUGUUGAAUGGACGAUCACCAACAAUUAAGUCAAAGCCGCCAAACGAAGCCAUGUAGUUGCUCCAGCCAUAAAUUUCAAGAACCUUGCUUCCAUCAGACAGCUCCUUGGAGAAAUGUCAUCGGCCUUUGCCAUUUGAGCAUCAGUUAUAAAAUCAAUCAGAUCAACGACUGAAGCCUCAGGACCUGCAAUUUAAAUCAUUUAUGAAAAUCCAGAAAGUGCUAGGUAAAUUUUGUGUGCUAUAGAAACUAUAAUAAAACCAAGUGCCUCCUUAUAAAUAAAAGAAAGUUUCAUUCA
Molecule: messenger RNA, 2695 nt
Organism: Daucus carota subsp. sativus
Lineage: Eukaryota; Viridiplantae; Streptophyta; Magnoliopsida; Apiales; Apiaceae
Product: putative late blight resistance protein homolog R1B-16
Exons: 2
Coding region: 1-2349 (782 amino acids)
Biological process (GO): defense response to other organism
Molecular function (GO): ADP binding
Source: RefSeq, a predicted model, not a curated record